Messenger RNA from Branchiostoma floridae (Florida lancelet), 845 nucleotides. RefSeq names its product putative ammonium transporter 3. Gene Ontology annotation, biological process: ammonium homeostasis; ammonium transmembrane transport. Gene Ontology annotation, molecular function: ammonium channel activity. The coding region runs from base 72 to 845 and encodes 257 amino acids. The record is from RefSeq and is a predicted model, not a curated record. NCBI's taxonomy places the organism in Eukaryota, Metazoa, Chordata, Leptocardii, Amphioxiformes, Branchiostomatidae. Gene Ontology annotation, cellular component: membrane. The transcript has 3 exons.
UGCCAAAGAUUUGAAAACAGGUAGGAAGAUAUUUUUGAAGUGUCGGUACGUAAAACAUUGGGGGAAGAAGAAUGAACGAGUCGUUCAGUACCACCGCGCCUUGCAACGGCACCGAGUGCCCGGGAUCGUCCUCUAGCUCUUCUCCGGACCACAACACGGGGUCGGACGACGCCACAUGGAUUCUCACAAGCGCCUUCAUCACAUUUACAAUGCAGUCAGGUUUUGGCCUCCUAGAGAGCGGCAGCGUCUCCACCAAGAACGAAGUCAACAUCAUGGUGAAGAACGCGUCGGACGUUCUCUUCGGCGGUCUGACCUACUGGAUCUUCGGGUACGCCUUCAGCUUCGGGGAGAGCCCGCUGUCCAACUCCUUCUGCGGCAUCGGACAGUUCUUCGUGGAUGCCGACGAGGCCAACAUGGGUUGGAUCUUCUCAAGAUUCUUCUUCCAGAUGUCGUUCGCGACUACUGCAACAACCAUCGUGUCAGGAGCAAUGGCAGAAAGGACAAAUUUGAUGGCAUACAUACUCUUCUGUAUGCUGAACACGCUUAUUUUCUGUUUCCCUGCCCAUUGGGUAUGGGACUCACGCGGUUGGUUGAGGAAGCUAGGGUCGGUGGACAUAGCGGGGGCCGGACCGGUCCACUUGGUGGGAGGGACGGUCAGCUUGGUGGCUACGCUGAUGCUGGGACCCAGGUACAGGAGGUUCGACAAAAAGGACCCCCUCAAGACAAUGGCGUGUCCCACCAACGCACUGCUAGGGAUGUUCAUGUUAUGGUGGGGUUGGCUGGGGUUUAACUGCGGCAGCACGUUCGGAAUUACCGGCGGCAAGUGGAAGCUAUCAGCCAGGUAA